ACUCCCUGGAUUGAGCAAACCUCUACUCUAAUGGCUUCUACAUCUCUUUUCUCUCUGGCUGUGAUAUGGCUGACCAUUUUUGAGGCAAAACUACUAUGGAUGCUUAAAGCAUGGGAGCCCAUUGAUCCCACACAAGGCUUUCUUCCUGUCCCUAUAAACCAUUCAAACUUUGAGAUUCAGAGGCCUUAUGAUGUGCCAGAAGAUCAACGCUACAGAUUCAUCAAUGGAGUUCACAAGCUCUGGGUUUUCAAGACCGACAAGCCUCAUACUCCAAGUAGCCGAACAAAUCCUCGUACUGAGAUCCGUAUCCUUGGAUACAAUUAUGCUGUUGGGGUUUGGCAGUUUGAAGCGUAUGGAUAUGUUCCAGGUGGGACUUCUGGGGUGUGCAUAAUGCAAGUGUUUGGUGCAGAGAGACACGCCACGACCCUGAUGCUCAGAGUUUACGACGGCGACCUCUACUACUUCCGAAAACCGGCCAUAGUUCCAAGGAUCUGUGGGCGGUGGUUUCGGCUAAACGUGAUCCACGAUGUGGAUGCCGGUAGUCUCAAGGUUUAUGUGGAUGGAGUUCUGGUGCACGAGGCGGCAGGAAGGGGAGGGAAUAUGCAUUACUUCAAGUGUGGGGUGUAUGCACAAGAUAAUGGGUCUUUCUAUAUGGAGUCUCGCUGGAAAGAGAUUAGGGUUCUCAAGAAAUACGUUUGAGGAUGGAAACAUGCCUACUAUUCAAUAAUAAAAAUAAAGUUUAAUGUACAUAAAUAUUAAGCUACAUAUGCAUAAUGAAGAAUGAUGUUGACCGAUAGUUAUGCUUUCUUGAAACGAUGUUGUUUUAGACCAGAGUUCACCUUAUAAGAUGCAUUAUGGUCCACGAUAUGAUGAUUGA
Molecule: messenger RNA, 877 nt
Organism: Ipomoea triloba (trilobed morning glory)
Lineage: Eukaryota; Viridiplantae; Streptophyta; Magnoliopsida; Solanales; Convolvulaceae
Product: citrate-binding protein-like
Exons: 2
Coding region: 31-699 (222 amino acids)
Source: RefSeq, a predicted model, not a curated record